Molecule: messenger RNA, 972 nt
Organism: Rotaria sp. Silwood1
Lineage: Eukaryota; Metazoa; Rotifera; Eurotatoria; Philodinida; Philodinidae
Source: the annotation of a GenBank genome assembly
AUGCCAUCAACACAUACUAUCGUAUCAGGUGAUACUCUUUGGCUAUUAUCUCGAAAGUAUGGUUGUACACUGAAAGAUAUAUUACAUGUUAACCCAGAUAUAGUACCAGAACAAUUACAAAUUGGUCGGAUUGUGUAUUUACCUAAGUCAGCUGCUACUUCAAUAUCAACAUCUAUAUCCACUAUUACAUCUGUGACCACUGCAACAAAUCAGCAAAAAAGUAUACCUAUUGAAGGGAACAAUAAUAAUGAAUCAAUUAUUGUUGGUUAUUUUACUUCUUGGUCGAUUUAUCAACGAAAGGUUUUUGUCAAUGAUAUUCCAGCUAAUAAAAUAACUCAUAUUAAUUAUGCAUUUGCUAAAAUUGGAUCAGAUGGUGAAAUUGAACGAGGUGAUAAUGAAGCUGAUACAAAGAAGCUUUUUCCAGAUGAUACCUGGAAUCAGCCAUUACGUGGUAAUUUUAAUCAAUUGGUCAAAAUUAAACAAAAAUAUCCUCAUUUACGUACUCUGAUUUCUGUGGGUGGAUGGACAUGGUCAAAAAAAUUUUCAGAUAUUACUGUGAAUGAUACAAGUCGAAAAAAAUUUGCAAAAUCAUGUGUUAAAUUUAUUGAAAAAUAUGCACUUGAUGGUAUUGAUCUUGAUUGAAAUUUUAUUUGUAAUUAUAUAGGAGGUUGGGAAACAAAGACAGGUCAUAAUGCUCCAUUAUACAAGAAUGAUGCUGAAACAGUUAAUAAUAUUGCUCCUGCUUUUAUAAAAUCAAAGUUUAAUAUUCAUGGUACUAUUCAAGCAUAUAUCGAUGCUGGUGUACCUCGAAGUAAAUUAAUUUUAGGCAUACCUCUUUAUGGGCGAGGUUGGACUGGCGUAACAAGUGCAGCUCAAAAUGGUUUUUCGCAGCCAGCAUCUGAUCAAUUACCGAUGGGCACGUGGGAAAAAGGAGUAUUUGAUUAUGAUCAUAUUAAACAUGGUCUUUGUUAA